UCCACGCCCACUCUUAACUCUUUCCAAGCAUUUCACAAAACCCUAACACAAUGGCUGAAAGAGGCGGCGAAAGAGGAGGAUUUGGCCGUGGAUUUGGUGGUCGUGGUGGAAGAGGCGGUGACCGGGGCCGCGGUGGUCGUGGUGGUCGCCGUCCCCGUCGCGAAUCUGAAGAAGAAAAAUGGGUCCCCGUCACCAAACUUGGUCGCCUCGUUAAAGACGGCAAAAUCCGGUCCUUAGAACAAAUCUACCUUCACUCACUCCCCAUCAAAGAAUUCCAGAUCAUAGACUUGCUUAUCGGCCCAUCACUAAAGGAUGAAGUAAUGAAAAUCAUGCCGGUUCAGAAACAAACCCGGGCGGGUCAAAGAACCCGGUUUAAAGCGUUUGUUGUUGUUGGUGAUGGAAAUGGACAUGUUGGGUUAGGUGUUAAGUGUUCUAAAGAAGUGGCUACUGCUAUACGUGGGGCGAUUAUAUUGGCUAAGUUAUCGGUUAUUCCUGUAAGGAGAGGUUAUUGGGGGAAUAAGAUUGGGAAACCACAUACUGUGCCGUGUAAAGUUACUGGGAAAUGUGGGAGUGUUACUGUUAGGAUGGUUCCUGCUCCACGUGGUGCGGGUAUUGUUGCUGCACGUGUUCCUAAGAAGGUGCUUCAGUUUGCCGGUAUUGAGGAUGUUUUUACGUCGUCUCGUGGGUCCACUAAAACACUGGGAAACUUUGUUAAGGCGACCUUUGACUGUUUAAUGAAGACAUAUGGUUUCCUUACCCCAGAUUUCUGGAAGGAGACUCGCUUCACCAAGUCUCCUUUCCAAGAGUACUUUGAUAUCUUGGGAAAGCCUGCAUCAAAGGUUAUUGUCUACAGCACCGAGGAGGCUCCUGCUGAAAUGGUGGCUGAGGCUUGAGUAUGAGUUUGUUCUGUUCCAGAGCUGUUCUUCUUUAGGUCUUUUUGUUAAACAAUGCUGUUAUUUCCAAUUUUGGUCUAUACUUUUAAGGAUUUUUUUGGCACAUUUGUCCUUGGAUAAUGCUCAUCUUUUUGCCUUAAUAUAUAUGAAUCUACCUGGUUGAUCUUGUUGGUAAA
Molecule: messenger RNA, 1069 nt
Organism: Lycium ferocissimum
Lineage: Eukaryota; Viridiplantae; Streptophyta; Magnoliopsida; Solanales; Solanaceae
Product: small ribosomal subunit protein uS5x-like
Exons: 2
Coding region: 51-893 (280 amino acids)
Biological process (GO): translation
Cellular component (GO): ribosome; cytosolic small ribosomal subunit
Molecular function (GO): structural constituent of ribosome; RNA binding
Source: RefSeq, a predicted model, not a curated record